Molecule: messenger RNA, 1105 nt
Organism: Notolabrus celidotus (New Zealand spotty)
Lineage: Eukaryota; Metazoa; Chordata; Actinopteri; Labriformes; Labridae
Product: cytochrome b reductase 1-like
Exons: 4
Coding region: 1-720 (239 amino acids)
Cellular component (GO): lysosomal membrane
Molecular function (GO): oxidoreductase activity
Source: RefSeq, a predicted model, not a curated record
AUGGAUAAUUUCCAAAACUUCGGGCUCAUUCUGUCCGCUGCCCUCACAUUCGGGGCUUUCACAAUAAUAUAUGUGCUAAGAUGGGUUCUCCAAUAUCGAGAAGGCUUGUCCUGGGAAGGAGGACCAGCCUUGUUCAACUGGCAUCCAGUCUUACAGCUCUCUGGCUUCAUUUUCUUGAAUGGACUGGCAAUCAUCGUCUAUAGACUCCCCUGGACCUGGCAAGGUAGCAAAGAAACAAUGAGGUACAUCCAUGCAGGGUUGAAUAUGGCAGCCUUCUUGUGUGCUGUCGUAUCGCUCUCCGCAGUUUUUGGCUCCCAAAGCUCUGCAAAUUUCCCCGACCUGUUCAGUCUGCACAGCUGGCUGGGCCUGACUGCUGUGGCACUAUUUGGUUUGCAGAUGGUUCUUUCAGCCAGCAUCUACUUGUUUCCAUUCACACCAUCAUCCUGGAAAGCAGCCUUUAUGCCCCUCCAUGUGUUUGUUGGACGUUUGCUCUUUGGUGGUACUAUAGCCGUGUCACUCAUUGGCAUAACAGAGAGACUGAUUUUUUCCUUGGUCGACCCAAAGUACACGGACUACCCUGCAGAGGCAGCUUUUGCAAAUGUAAUGGGAGUGCUCCUUGUGGCGUAUGGAGUUACAAUCCUCUGGAUUUCCACUCGAGCAUCUUGGAAACGUCCAAGUGAAUUCACUCAGAGUGAGGGAAUUGAGGAUAAAGUAAAAUGAUGCGGUGCAUGUGUGCAGAUGUCUUGAAUCGAUGCAUCUAUGUAUUGCUUGUCUAAACUGGUCAGUGAAAGUCAAAAGAAGAAAUCUUUUCAUAAAUAACAGUCCUUAUAGAAUUUGACAACGUCUGCAGCCGUCAGCUUGUAUUCUUGUACCAUUAACACACAAAGUGAAUGAAAAUAAAGUACACUGUUUUAUAUGUAGUUGGGGAUGACGCAGUUGGUAUGCAUUAUAACAAGAUUUUGGGGAUGGUGGUGGAGAACACUCAGCUUUAUCAAAGACGUUGUCGAUGGUGCUGGUAUAUAGUAUAUCAGAUUGUAUGUGACGGUGUUGGCAUUGACCAUAUCAAGAUGUAGGUGAUGGAACUGGAAUAAACUAUUACAUGAUG